AAAACAAGUUAUUUUCUACAUUGUUGCCGAGCUGAGCUGUCAGUGAUUUCUGUGCUGAACUGAAAGAAAGCAUCGCGGGCUCCAGCCAAAAUGUCAUUUCCCAAGGCUCCUCUGAAGAGAUUUAAUGAACAUAUUGGAUGUGCUCCUGCACCUGGAUCUUAUGAUGUGAAGCUUUACGACGGACUCAAAGGGCCCGUUUCUUUUGAAAAAUCCCACAGAUUUCAAGCUAAAAAAGAUUCCAACAAUGAAAGCCAGAUCAUGGAUAAAGAAGAGGAACUAUCUCCAGUUCGCCUACGAAAACAUUCCUUUGGAUCAGCUCAAAACUUGAGGCAGAAACCAGAGAAAGAUGCAGAUUUUGUCAAAGAGAUGAAGAAGCAGAAGUCAUUGGAAAAAGAGAUCCGCUCGCUUAUAAAGGAACGUACUGAACAAGACAAGAAGCUGCAGGCUUUAGAGGAGGAGUUUAAAAAGACAGAAGUAAAAUUGGUUACUGCUUUGAGAGAGAAGACCUCGCUUUCUGCUUCCAUAGCAUCUAUGGAACGACACAUCGCUGAUUUGGACAAAGCAAAUGAACUCUUAAAGACAAAGUUUUCGGACGACAGCUCAAAGAAGAAAAUUAACAGUCUUUGCGCCGAACUUAUUGAAGUAAAAAAUAAAGUGGAUGCCAAAGAUAAGGAAAUUAUUAGCAAACAAGCAAACUUUGAAGAACAAAUUACCGUACUUCAGGCAAAUCUCUUAUCUUGUAAGCAAACCUUGGAGACUGUGCAGAAGAAGAAUACAUUUCUGGAGGAGAACUAUCAGGAUGCAAAUUCACACAGUGAAGCCUUGGAAAAGGAUCUGGAUAAUGCACGUGCUUUAAUUGAGGAGCUGAGAGGAGAAAGCAGAAACCUUCAAGACUAUCUCUCAGGUGCCCAAGAACAAAUGCAGGAUAUGCGCAUGGAAAUGAGCACUAAGGAACGGGAGUUUGAAAAUAAAUUAAAAGAUAUUUCCUCUUCUAUGUCAGAACAAAGCAAGGCCCUGGCAAUACAAGGGGAAAUGGAAAGCAAACUUCAUGAAACCGAGAAGAACUUGGCAUUGGCGUUGGAGAAAAUAGCACAGCUUGAACAAGAACUCAAUGCAGUGAAAGAAGAAAAACAUAAACUGAUUGAGGAAAAGGCUGAAACAGAGGCAAAGUUGUUUGCGUCUAUGGAACAAAUGGGGAAAAUAAGUACUGCGGUUUCACAAUGUGAACAGUACAAGCUGUGCCUGGACCAAACCUCUGAUUUACUGAAGCAGAAAGAACAGGAAGAAAUGAGCACAAAGGAGAACUUUAGCCUAAGGGAAAAAGAACUCCUGGCACAAAUUAAAGAGCUGGAUGAAAAGUAUUUGGCACAGAUACAAGAAAAGGAAACACUUGCAUCAGAAAGUAGAGAGAAGGAGAGAACGUUGCAAAUUGAGCUGGAAAUGGUUAAAGAGAAGAUGAGCAAAGAAGAGGACAGCUGCCAUGUACUGCGAGAGAAAGAAAAGCAACUGUCUAUGCUUUUGCAGAAAGAGAUGGAAACUUGCAGCUUCCUGCGCGAGGAAUUGCAAAAGGUACAAGAAGAGAUGAUGAAAGAGAGGCAUCUGUUGGAAGAGGAACUGGAGGGAACCUUGGAUGAACUAGACCGAUUGCAAAUUGCAGAAGAACAUUCAGACCGAUUCAUUAAACAGCUUGAAGAGGAAAAUAAGCAGCGGGCUGGAGAGUUGGAUUAUUUGGAGGAAACUCUAAAGGGGAAAAGUGCGGAACUGGAACGAAUCAAAGAGGUGCACAGAAAAGCCAUGUUGCAACUGAAGGAAGAGCAGAGUAACAACACGCAUAAAGUUCAAGAAUAUGAUAGUUUUAGGAGAUCAGCAUCAACAGAAAUUGAAUCCUUAAAGUCUACAAACUUGUCCUUGCUAGAAAAAAUAGCACAGGCAGAAAAAGACAAGGAAAUGCAAGAACAACUUCUUGAAGAGCAAGUCAGGGAUAAGUCUGUACUGGAGCAACAAUUUAUUGACCUAAGAGCGGCUUCAAGCCAAACCAAGGAAGAGUAUGAGCAAAAACUUUACGAGUUGCAAGAGACUUCAAACACAACUAAAGAAGGUUUGGAGCAGCAACUUCUUGAUCUUCAUAAAACAUCGGCUAAAGCUGUGGAGGAUUUGGAGGAGAAGCUAUAUAAACUGCAAGAGGCAUCAAGCAAAACUAAGGAAGUGCUUGAGCAGCAGGUUAAAGAUCUACAGGAAGUAUCCAACAAAACAAGAGAUGGAUUGGAAGAGCAGCUUCAAAAGGUACAAGAGGCAUCCACUAAAACUCGAGAAAGUUUAGAGCAGGAGCUUCACGAGUUAAAGGAGACAUCCGCAAAUACCAAUAAAGGGUUGGAACAGCAGCUUCAUGAGAUCCAAAAAGAAGCAUCCAGAACUGCAGAAAAAUUGGAACAACAGCUUCAAGAGCAACAAGAGGUUUCUGCAAAAACUAUCAAAGCACUGGAGCAGCAGCUUAAAGAUCUUCUAGAAACAUCAACCACAACUAAACAAGGGCUGGAGCAACAACUCUGCAAGCUUCAGGAAGACUCCACAAAAACAAAGAAUGAUUUGGAACAGCAGCUACGAGAUCUUCAAGAAGCGUCAGCCAAAACUCAGGACGGGCUGGAAAAGCAGCUACAUCUGCUGCAGGAGGAAUCUGCCAAAACCAGCAAAUUGCUACUGCAGCAGCUUUGCGACCUUCAAGAAGUAUCCAAUAAAACAAGAGAAAAUUUGGAACAACAACUUCAGGAAAUGCAAGAGACCUCUUCCAAAACCAAGGCAGAAUUGGAGCGGCAGCUUCAGGAGUUACAAGAGACCUCUUCUAAUACAAAAGAUCUGGAGCAACAGUUGCAAGAUGCAUGCACUAAAAGAAUAGAAUUUGAACAGCAGCAGCAUGAACUGGAAGAGCUAAGGUUGCAACUUCUUGCAUUACAGGAAUCUACAGCACUUUCUAAAGAGAAAUAUAUCAGCAUGAUAUGUGAUGCAGAAUUGAACCUUGAAAUGAAAGAUGCCAAACUAAAGGAGCUAGAAGAGCAACAGCAGUUACGAGAGGAUCCGCUAAGGAUGGAAUUGGAGCAGCUACAGAAGCAAUCUGAGCAGCUGCAUGAACUGAAAAGAAAGCAAGAAGAAGAAUUGGAACUGUUAAGGAAACAAUCUGCAAAGGAUGAACAGGAUGCAACAGAAGCAAACAAGUGGCGCACCCUUUAUGAAGAGUUGCAGAAUAAAGUCAGACCUUUCAAGCAACAGCUGGACGCAUUCGAAGCUGAAAAGAACGCCAUGCUUAAUGAGCAUGGAGCAGCUCAGGAUGAACUGAACAAGCUUAGUGAGGCAUAUGCAAAACUGCUGGGUCAUCAGAAUCAGAAACAGAAGAUCAAGCAUGUGAUGAAGCUGAAAACGGAGAAUUCUGAGCUCAAACAGGAGGUUUCCAAACUCCGUGCUCAACUUGCAAAAGAGAAGCAGGUAGAAAAGCAGCUGCAGGCGCACCUGAAUGAAAUCGAGGGAGUGAAAAGGUUCGAUCCGUCCAAAGCUUUCAAGCAUGAUGUCAAAGAGAAUGUGUUCCCAAAAGCUCCUUUGCGGGAAGGAAACAGAAACAAAUGCUGACUGGGCAAUGACUGACUCUGAACCACAAUCCUGCAUUAGUGCAAUUUGUUUUUUUUUAUAUGUUGUAUUUUAGAACGUAAUCUCUGUGGAAGAAUGCUGCUGAAAAUUAUACAUUCUUAUCCAUAUGUGCUUUUUAAAUGUCCUAUUUAUCACUAGUCUCUUUCACAGCUUUUAUCAUGAUUUUAUUCUUAACGAAACCACUCUGUCGAUUUUGCUUUUAGGAUUUUAAAUAAAGUUAUUAUUCUUCAUG
This is a messenger RNA of Xenopus laevis (African clawed frog), 3868 nucleotides long. It is a transcript of the gene hmmr.L, whose product is annotated as hyaluronan-mediated motility receptor (RHAMM) L homeolog. The record is from RefSeq and is marked provisional. NCBI's taxonomy places the organism in Eukaryota, Metazoa, Chordata, Amphibia, Anura, Pipidae. Gene Ontology annotation, molecular function: hyaluronic acid binding. Gene Ontology annotation, cellular component: spindle; membrane.